Molecule: messenger RNA, 4797 nt
Organism: Nothobranchius furzeri (turquoise killifish)
Lineage: Eukaryota; Metazoa; Chordata; Actinopteri; Cyprinodontiformes; Nothobranchiidae
Product: tetratricopeptide repeat protein 39B
Molecular function (GO): protein binding
Source: RefSeq, a predicted model, not a curated record
ACGGAAAUGUAGGAGGUGUGUGUUUAUAUUUCAUUUCACGGAAGAGAGCAGCACGAGCCGCUCCGACCGACACGAAGGACACACCGGGAGCUGGCGGGAACGAGCGCACCGGGAGCGUCACGGGGACACGUCUGCAGCAGGACGGCAGAAAUGGGACGCUGGUCCCCCUGAACGCCGCAGACAUCAGCCUCGGAUCCCGGAGGAGCCGGAGACAUGGCCCACGUCAGCAACGGAGCGGCGGCCGAUGAGGAGGAAUGCUUCGAGGAUGCUUUUGAUCGGAUACCAUCGACAUGCCGCAUGGACCUGCAGACUGCCAUCCAGGAGACCCAGUGUGCCCUCAACCUGGUCCUCAACAACAAGUUCUCUCAGGCCCUCGACCUUCUCAAACCCUGGUGGAAGGACAGCAUGUACCACGCGUUGGGUUACAGCAGCAUCCUGGUGAUGCAGGCCACCAUGACGUUUGAGCACAAAGACAUCCAGACUGCCAUGGCAACCAUCAAAGAGGCACUGCAGACCUGCCAGAGGUUCAGAAAGAGAAACUCAGUGGUUGGGUCUCUGUCCAGUCUGAUCAGCAAACAGUCCAACCUGCAGGAAGAGGAGAUGCAUGCUGAGCUCUGCUACGCCGAGUGUCUCCUGCAGAAAGCUACGCUGACGUUCGUGCAGGAUGAGAACAUGAUCAGUUUCAUUAAAGGAGGCAUCAAGAUUCGAACAAGCUACCAGAUCUACAAGGAUUGCCAGAAUGUCCUGAGCGUGGCUCAGGACACAGCGGGCUCGUCUAGUCCAUUCCAACAGUUUGAGGGUGGAGUCAAGCUGGGCAUCGGCUCCUUCAACCUGAUGCUGUCUCUUCUUCCUCAGAGGAUUCUCAGGUUGUUGGAGUUCAUUGGGUUCUCAGGAAACCGGAGUUUUGGUUUAUCCCAGCUGAGAGAGGGAGCGGCCAACCAGAGUCUACGCUCCAUCCUGUGUGUGCUGACUUUGCUCUUCUACCACACGUUUGUCUCUUUGAUCCUGGGAACGGGGGAGGGGAACCUGGUGGAGGCCGAAGCCUUGCUGGAGCCGUACCAAGAGAAAUACCCUAAAGGCUCUAUAAUCCUCUUCUACUCUGCCCGUAUCGCCACCCUACGAGGAAACUUUGAGAAGGCCCGGGCCAGGUACGAGGAGUGCAUCAGCAGCCAGCAGGAGUGGAAGCAGAUCCACCACCUGUGUUACUGGGAGCUGAUGUGGACCCACACCUUCCAGCAGGAGUGGCCGCAGGCGUACCAGUACGCUGACCUGCUGUGCAAAGAGAGCCGCUGGUCCAAGGCCAUCUAUGUGUACCAGAAGGCAGCCAUCCUGAGCAUGAUGCCAGAGGAGGAGGUGAAGAAGACGGGCGAGGACAUCAUGGAGCUCUUCAGGCAGGUGGAGGGACUCAAACAGCGACUGGCGGGAAAGUCCAUCCCGAUGGAGAAGUUUGCCGUAAGGAAGUCCAGACGCUACAAAGCUGCCAACCCGGUCCCUCUGGUCAUCCCUGCUCUGGAGAUGAUGUACGUCUGGAACGGUUUCAAUAUCGUUGGGAAACGAGCGGAUUUCACCGAGUCUCUCCUGGUUUCUGUGGAGCGAGCUGAGCAGCAGCUUCGUGAUGACCCCAACCCAUCCGAGUUUCACCCAGAUGACAGCAGCCUGGUCCAGAUGCUGAAGGGCCUCUGCCUGAAGCACCUGGGCAGGUUACUGCAGGCUGAGCUCUGCUUCACACAGGUGUUGUCCAGUGAGAGCCGGAUCAGAUACGAUCACUACUUGAUCCCCUUCACGCUCUAUGAACUGGGUCUGCUGUACAAACAACAGGGAGACUUCACCAAGGCCGCCUCUUACAUCGAAAACGCCAAGAUGAACUACAAGGACUACUCCAUGGAGUCCAGAUUGCACUUCCGGAUCCAUGCUGCUCUCAAGAGCCUGAAAGGAUCACCUGUCAGCACCCCAUAAUACUCAAGAGACGGCUCAGACUGCUGCUGUCUGCCGGGCCGGUGCUAGCGGACCAACGAAGGUGUGUCGGGAUGCUAAGGACUCGAGGAUUUUCCUCCUUUGUGUUUUUUAUGUUGAUUAAUCUUCUUUAACGGGUUAUAACGGCGUCUGGGAAGGAUCCCGAUAGGAUGCUCGUGCUAGAGCAUUAACGGCACAAGCAGAAGAAACAAGUCCGACUAAAAACCAACACAUGGCGGGUCACAAGAGUUCUGGGUGCUUUAUUUCAGCUUUAACGCGUUUUUCUUUGUGUGAAAAAGAAACUUUUUAGUUGAAGAACAAUCUUUGUGAAGGGCUCUUGGCCUUUUCUCUAGCGGGUUAUUAUAGGAAUAUGUGUAUUUAUAGGACACAAUCAUAAAGACUGACAUAGUUUAUGAUAAAAGCUUUCGUUUACAUAAAAGCAGGAACAAUUUGUAUUUAAAUGCUUUGUAUUUCAUUUGCCUUUUUCUUUUCUUCUAAAUGCAUUAAUGCCACCCCUGCACAAAUAUCCUUCGCCUUCUCACCGACCGUGGCUUAAACGGUUAGAUGCUCAUUCCAGGCUUACGCGUACGAGCGGCUAUGCACAUUUAAGAGAGAUUACACAUGAACGGCUAGAAUUGCACACGUUAACAGCAAUAUACAAAAAUGCUGUGCUGUUAAUAUUCUUGUCUUGUUUUGGAUCGUUCGCGUUGAAAAGCCAGGAGGGAUUCAGUUUUCCUCGUUUUCAAACACAGAGCGGCUUUUGAAGUUCUGAAAAGCUUCUUCUUCGCAGUUCUGGGCCUUCUGAGCAUGCUCAGUGGGGUCCUUCUUGAGUCAAGAUGGCUUCCUUCCUCUUGACUUCUCUUACAGAUAAAUGGGAGCAAGUAAAAUCAUAGUACAGAAAUAAAAAAGCUGCAAUGACUACAACAGAGCACCUCAGCAUUAGCACUAACUCAGUGUAAUAAUGGUUCUGUCAUUGGGAGUUCCACAUGGAUGUGUACUCAGCCCACUGUAGUUUAUAUUUACCCUGUUGCCUAUUGUCCAGGUGGACAUUUACAUUCUGGAGAGAACUAAGUUGUCUGCAGAAAUCAGUACUCUUCCACAAAAAAGCAUAAAUAUUAUAAUUUGACCUGUCAAGUUUUAGAGAAUUGUCUAUAUUAUUAGUCCUCAUGCUAGCUGACUUCCUUUUGGCUUUUCCUAUUAAAAUGGGAGAAAAUAAAAUCAAGCUGAAGACCAUAAAAGUUAAAGAAAGCACAACUUAAAGCCUCAAUAUUGACACCGACUCAUGCUGGUAGAUCGAUUCAAAUGUAAAUCUGGAGCUCCACAGGUUUGUGUACUCGGCCCCCUAUUUUAAAUAUAUCUUUCAUAAACAUUUCCAGGGAUUGUAGCCCUUGUAUUCUUGAUAUUUAUUCACCAGACAGAAUCAAGUGAUCGUCAGCUACUAAAAUACAUUUACAUUUGAACUCCUUAAUGGUUCAAUGGAAAAAAAAAUACAAUCAUAAAAUAUUCUCAUGGGUUGUCCACAUGAUGAUGAUGCUGCCUUUCUAGUGGCUGGAUUAGAUCAGAAAACACUAACCUAAUGAAAACAUUUAUAUUCUCUAUUAUUCUGUUUGAUGAAUUCAGUUUUCUGUGUGUUUUGCAAGAAGAAGCCAGAAAUAGAUUAUUGGAGCUUAAAUGAGGAAAAAGGAAAAACUGGUUUAUCCACAACAGCUUGUUCCUGAACAAAAGUGUGAGUUUAGAAGACUUAGCUGAAGAAGUCCGUGCUGCCUCUGAGAAAUAUUUGCACAACGUAAAUGAACCUCACCCUCACGGCUGCUCACCGUGCUGCUUCAUCCCAGCAGAUCUUCUUGUUUUUGUCCUGCUUUGGUAGCAAAGGAACCUAGAAAAGUGGCCUUUUCUGUUACUUUGGUGAAAAUGUGGUGGAGGAUGUACGUUAUUUAGAUCAAAGGCUUACAUGGAGAGCAAAUGUAGUUAGAAGAGAAGCACAACCUAAAACGGCUGCGUGUGAACGUGUGAGCUAAUGGUAAUGAAACGGGUAAUAGAAGGUCUGAAACUUGAGCUGAUUAAACUCUGAAGGAUGUGUUAAAACCAUCUUAGCCUCCAUGUUUUAUCCCUGCUGACGUCGUAGUGUUAUGAACCUAAAGACCAAACCAUGCGUGUUUGUCUGGCGCCAUUUCUGUGCCUGUGAUGUAAAUGUUAAGGUGUGUGUGUGUGUGUGUGUGUGUGUGUGUGUGUGUGUGUGUGUGUGUGUGUGUGUGUGUGUGUGUGUGUGUGUGCGUGUGACCUGAAGCUUCACGUCUGAACAGCAGAAUCCAGAUGAGUCAGGAGGAGUUGUGGCAAUAAAAACGGUGUGUUGGCUCUGCGUUAGUGGUUUUAGUCCUAAAGCUUCAGGAAUUAGUCAGUGACCCGAGCUGUUAGACCCUGGUUUACAACAGAAAGACGACAAUUUACGUUUAAAACAUUCAGUUUGCCUGUGUCCAAGUUCAGAAGACAAACUGGUGAAUAAAAUGACUCAUCCAGUUGCAUUCACCCUCGAAGGAGUCCUGUAGAAAUGCAAAAACCAAACAUUUACUCCUUAUCUCAUUUGUACAUUCUGAUGGAACUGAAACAAGUGAAAUGUUAACGUCUGAAGCAGUAGGGUGUUUGAACAGCGUUAGACGCCACCUCUCAUUGCCACAGCUGCUGCUGACGGAGCUUCCAAGGGUCCUCGUCUGUCUGCUUUUCUGUCCAGCUGCAUGUUGUUGAGUAUCUACUUGGUUAUUUUCUGUGUGCUUUAAACAGGAGCAGGUCUGAAACACAGGCUUCUCAUUAGGUGGUGCAAUAAAACAAAAACAGGAUUAUUCUUCA